GCCGCCGCGGCUCCCGAGCUGUCAGUGUGCAGGCAGCGCCGCGGCCCCGCGCCUAUCCCCGCGCCGCCCACCGCCGCCAGCGGCCGCAGGUACGGGGCCGGGGGAGCCGUUGCCGCCGGGGCCGGGCUGCAGCUGGAGAGGAAGGGGCUGGGGCUGGGACCCCUCGGCCGGACGGGGCGAUGGGAGGGGGCCUGCUCCGCGGAGGAGCCUGCGGGGGCCGCCGGCACGCGGAGCGGGGGCAGCGGGGCCGUCCGUCCUGCGAGGGCGGGCGCUCGGGACGCGCUGCCGGGUCUGGAGCCGGGUGCGGAGGGACGGUAGGGUGGGCUGCGGUCCGUCUCCGCAGACGGAGAGGGACCGGCCAACAGGUUAGCGGGGAAUGCCUGAAUUAGCCCCCUCUUUUCCCCCUUUUUAUUUUCGUUUUUCUAUUUUCCACUCUUAUGAAAUGGGUAGAGUUUACGGGGACGGGCGUGAAAUCGUGGCCCCGCUUGGAGCCGAGGUUGGAGAACCUCCCGGGGGCCGGCCAUAGGGAAGGGAAUCCUGAAUAACGUCCCGAGGGGCACUUUCUCAGAUGGGAAAUAACGCUUUAGCUUCCUAGGGGAACUAAGUCCCAUGGGUUUUCCCAAGACUGGUGUAUGCAGCUGAUUCUGUUAUACACAGUACUCUACCAAAUAAUCUAGCUCAAUCAUUCUCUGUGUACUUGACAAUCCCAAUGUCAUCUCCUCAACCCACCCCCACAAAGCUCCUAGGGAAGUGGGUCAGCAUCCCCAGAUGAUGUCUCCACCAGGCAUUCGGUGCGUUUCUGCUCUGCCAGCUGUCUGGAAGGCAGCGUUGUGACCCUUCAUUAUGCACAUACUGAAUGAGCAUUGCUUCAAUUAUUCAUUCUGAUGCUAUUGCAACCUUCUGCAGCUUCUCUUCUCCAGGGAGAUGAUGUGUAACAAGACUUUGAAAUACUUUGCCAUUGAGGCUGUGAUCCGACCUAAGCACAUAGCAGCUGUUUGCUCACGUAGCCAUUCUUAAGGGUUAAUUUACAGCAGUAAAAUGUAUGUCAGGGAAGAGUGUGGAUUCCCAGUAGGACACAUUACCCUCUGCAUUCCCUCUGUUCACCUCUAAAAAGCUGCAGUAAAGCUGAAGCCAGAGUACUGAAUGGCUAGUGGACAAGGUUCUAGAAAUGUGUUUUGUAUUUUCUGUCUGAAGGAGUUAAUGCCACGAAAGUACUUUUGGUCUCCUUAAGGGAGAACCUAUGGCUUCAGCAUGGCAUUGGUUUAAAUCUGAUAAGUUGUCCAUGUGGUUGACAUUUGCUAUUUUGCUGGUGAAGAAGCAGAUUCAGAAAUUAAGUACACCGCAAACAGAGAUUUGUCGAAAAAGCUUGGAAUCUCAUUUGUUGUUAUUUGUGUCUUACUAAUGUGAUCAUCUGUUCAUUUUGCCAUGUUCUCCAGAGAAUACUCAUUGAUAAAUGGAGAACCAUUCAUAUUUUCAAAGUACAGAAGGCGACACUGAUCCACAAAGGCCAGUGGCCUUACUUGUUGAAAUAUAGAUGUGACCUGCAAUCAAGCAGUGCUUACAUUGUCUCUUUUAAUAGUAGACAGAUUUCCAAAUAGCAGCAAGGCCAAUUGUUGAUCUCUGGUUCUUGGAGUUCUCGUUUAUAUAUCAGACAGUAAUCUGGAUGGACACAGACUCAAAGAGAAAUGCUGUAUACCUGAGCUAUAGACAGCUGUGGUAAGUUUGCAUCUUCUGUGCAUAGCACCCGAGAAUGUGAAGACCAAAAGAGGCUAGUGCUAAUAAAACAGUGAGCUUCCAAGUGAUCACAGUCAUUCUGCUAAAAUUUUACUUUCUUAUGGUUAGUUGUGGGCAGAGAGCACUGACAUAAACAACUCUGGUAGCCAACAGUACAUUUCCAAGAUGGGAAGUGUCCCUGAGAAUAUUCUCAGCUGAAAAACCCCUCCCAUGAGAUGUUCAUCACUAUUUUGGCUCUUAGGCAUGAGAUUAGAAUGAGAUUAGAUUGAAAUGUUAGUCUUAAAAAUGCUAAAGUCUGGGGCUUUGUUACCAGCAUUUGAAAUGAGAUAUUAGGAUCUGGUAGGUUUUACUCUUGAACUCUCCCACUCACCCAUUCUUUUUCACUGCCCAAAGCAUGAAGUGUACAUUUUACUCAAAGAUGCACAGUUAAGGAGAAUGAAGUUCAACUUGCAUUAGAAUUACAUCUUAUUGACUAGUCUGUAGCACUGCAUCUUUAUACUGCUGUGGAAGACAUUAAGGCUUGGUAUUUGAUAGUUUGUCAUACUUUAGUAAAGGAAUCUGCCUGACUGACCCCAGGUUUCACUCAGCAGAGCUGAAAAGCUUUAGCUCUUUCUUUCUGAUUUGAUAGAUCCAAUUGCCCAGCAUAUCCAAGCACAGAUAAAUGAGGAUUUAAGUUUUCCUUUCAGCUUUCCUGAAUCUUUACCUUUACCUUUACCUUUGCCAAGAAAUGGAAUUUGCCUGAUGUUCAAAUGAGAUAAGUCAGUAAUGUGCAAAUGCUGUGCUGCUGUCUCUCUUGUCAAUCACCUUUAUCCCCCUGAGUGAUUUCUUGUUUCUGUAAAGCCUCUCUCUAGAUGCGUACAUCCUCCAGACAGGUUAGAGAACAAAGGAGGAAUUCCUGCUGCCUCUAAUCAAAGGUCUGAGGUUUCCAGCAGAGGUAGCCCAGUCAGAAUCAGGAGCUGAUCACAGAUUAGAGCAGUAAGUUGCCUCUCCUGAGGCUAAUAAUUGAUUACUAGAGCUCCACUGGCAAACAGUACAGAUUCAUAAAGUCCUGUUUCUUCUUCACCGUUCAUCUGGUUAAUCCAUUUAAUGUAUAUUUUUUGUUGUCAGGGAUUCAGCAACAGUGUCAGGAAAACUGUCAUAUUGGGUGAAAGAAUCUGGGGAAGCUAUGGAAGCAAUUCCUGAAAUGGGAGCCGGAACCAGCUGAGAGAUUUCAGCCACUGUUGUCAGGAGGAAAAUCAGGUCCUUUUUAUGCCCAUAUACAAUGAUGACACUGAAGGUUCAGAUUCUGUUUGGCUUCUUCUGGAGUGUGAUUUUAAUGCGUACAGAUGGCUUCCCAGUAGACAGCAAUACUGAAUUUCGCUCUGCUUUCUCAGUGGCCAGAACCAGCAGCAUGGAAGGGAGCUCUGAAAUGGUCAUUACCUUUGACAAAGUGUAUGUGAACAUUGGCAAUGACUUUGAUCCCAAGACCGGGUUGUUUCGGUGUCGUAUUCCUGGAGCUUACUACUUCUCCUUCACAGUUGGGAAAUACCCAAAGAAAAACUUGUCUGUCAUGCUGAUGAGAAACAAGAAUGAAGUGCAAGUGAUUGUGUAUGAUGAACAUCACCGCAAGGAACGGAAGGUAGCCAGCCAGAGUGCCAUGCUGCAGCUUGACUAUGGUGACACUGUCUGGCUGCGUUUACAUGGAGACCCCAAGUAUGCUCUUUACAGCAAUGUGGGCCCCUAUACAACUUUCAAUGGCUAUCUAAUCUAUCCAGACACAUCUGCCUUCUUCCAGAACGCUCUCAGCUCUCAAGAGCUGGGGCCUCACCGUCACAAUGUUCAGAAACUUCCAGGAGAGCAGAAUGUAGCUUCACAGCGACAUAUGUUAUCCGAUCAGCCUAAGAAGGAGCAAGACCCUCGCUCUGCAUUUUCUGUUGCCCGCUCACAAAGUCUCCUAGGCACAGAUAGCAAGCAAACCCAGCAUGAGCCCAUCACAUUUGACACAGAGUUUGUGAAUAUUGGGAAAGAUUUCAAUUCCUCCACUGGCAUCUUCUCAUGCCGUAUACCCGGUGCAUACUAUUUUUCCUUCACCAUUGGCAAAAUGCCCUUUAAGACUAUGUCAGUGAAACUUAUGAAGAACCACAAUGAGGUGCAGGCCAUGAUCUAUGAUGACAACCACUCCAAGAGGCGGGAGAUGCAGAGCCAGAGUAUCAUGCUGCCUCUGCAGUACGGGGACACCGUCUGGCUCUACAGCCAUCAGCAUGAUGGCUAUGGUGCCUACAGCAACCACGGCAAGUACAUCACCUUCACGGGCUUCCUCAUCUAUUCGGAGCCUCAGCCAAAGCGGCUCCCGGGUGCCAGCUCACUCCAAGGGUCAGAAAAUUAAAUGUGGAUGUGAAAGGAGCGUAAGAAAAGCCAGGGUGCCACGAACUUGGGUAUUGCUCCUCUUUGGAUAUAAUCCUCUACUUUGAGCAUGCUAUCAUGUGUACAGUGCUUUCUUUAUGCUGCACGCUUGUGCCCUGACCGCAGGGCCAUUGCUGUGUCUGUCAUUCAUCCAUAGAAAAGUCUGUACAGGAAUGUAUGUGUGUGUCCUGUGUUGGUGUUUGACUUGAGCAUAAAGCAUGAGGUAGUUUUGGGGCAGGGGCGGGGCAAUGUAGUGAAAUGCUGAGGAUCAGGGAAACACUGCAGUCAUGCCGCUGCAGAUCUCUAGCAUCCAGAAAGCAAAGGAUGUGGUGACUUUUCUUGCAUAUGUGGGAAGGAAAUAGAUGUAAUGAAAUUGAAUGUAAUAAAAAAUACAAAAGGUGUAAAAUUUU
Gallus gallus (chicken) is the source of this 4526-nucleotide messenger RNA. RefSeq names its product C1q and TNF related 4 (gene C1QTNF4). The transcript has 2 exons. Bases 2996 to 4099 code for a protein of 367 amino acids. Lineage: Eukaryota; Metazoa; Chordata; Aves; Galliformes; Phasianidae. The record is from RefSeq and is a predicted model, not a curated record. Gene Ontology annotation, molecular function: protein binding.